Molecule: messenger RNA, 656 nt
Organism: Tarenaya hassleriana
Lineage: Eukaryota; Viridiplantae; Streptophyta; Magnoliopsida; Brassicales; Cleomaceae
Exons: 3
Coding region: 42-656 (204 amino acids)
Source: RefSeq, a predicted model, not a curated record
CAACUCAUACCGCGGGUAGAAGAUCUUUCGCCAGAGUCGCAAUGGAUAUAGCUCAAAAAGAAGGUGUAGAACCGUCGGUUCUACGAGUUCUUCAGGACACACACCGUCGAUCGGACGGUACAUAUGUGAAUGAGCGGGUCCAGGAGAUCGAGGAGUUGGUGCAGUCCAAGAUCGACGAUAAAGUCUCCCAGAUGGACGAGAGUUCUGCUUCUACACAACUCUCGACAACCGAAGUUAACAGCCUAUAUCUAGAGGUUGUCCAUCCGGAUGCCAAGGGCCGUAUCUAUGGUAUCGGCACCUUGGCAUCUCAACUGGGCGGGGGAGAAACUUCUGCUCCGGCGAUUACUCACCAUGUCGCGCUAACGCGUCAAGUGGAAGAGUUGAAACGCUCCCAAGAGCGGACGAAUGCAGAACUGGCAGAGGCCCGGGCGAAGAUCGAAGAGUUCGAGCAACAUCGGGAGAAGCUACAGAAGCUCUCCGAGACCGAAGCGAGGAUCGUACGCUUCGAGGAGAUGAUGCAGCGCCUCACACCGUUCAUGCCGCCUAUAUUCGACCAGUAUGGCUUUCCGACGACAUCUCGGCAGCCAGAUGCUCCUGAGGACGAUCCAGAGGACGCACCCACCAAUCUCGACAACGAUGCACCGGUAGAUCCGUAG